Aaosphaeria arxii CBS 175.79 is the source of this 1056-nucleotide messenger RNA. Its product is annotated as SET domain-containing protein. Gene Ontology annotation, cellular component: nucleus. The record is from RefSeq and is a predicted model, not a curated record. NCBI's taxonomy places the organism in Eukaryota, Fungi, Ascomycota, Dothideomycetes, Pleosporales. The coding region runs from base 1 to 1056 and encodes 351 amino acids. Gene Ontology annotation, molecular function: protein binding. The transcript has a single exon.
AUGGAUCUACCCAUGGGAGUCCCAACAUCAGACAUCUUCGAGGUCCGCGAAACCCCCAGUGCAGGUCGUGCCGUGUUUUCCAAAUGCGAUAUACCAGCCGACACAGUUGUCUGGCGACCCACGGAUCUGUCCCUUUCGGUUGUUCUCCGUGAAUAUCGUCGUGAGGUGUGCGGACAAUGUUUUGUGUAUGACUACGGCAACGACCUGCCUGUACGAAAUAAGGAGGUGGGCUUUGCCUUUUGCUCGGAGAGAUGCCAGGCCAUAUUCAGCGACGAGCAGGGUCCGAUAGGUAUAGAAGCAUGGACGGCCGCUGAGAAGUUGAUAAAGGGACGAAGCAAGGAAGACGCUGACAUGGUGGAAUUGGACCAACCGCGACCAAAGACGGAAGAUAUCACCUCUGCAUGGGAGGGUGCCGCCGCACAAGCAGCCUUGAUAAGAAUCGCUCGACUGGGUCAGCGAGAUGAUGAUGGCAAUGUCGUGCAACCUACGAAGCAGCACAAGAAGGCGCUGCAGAAAGCAUUGCUGCAAAAGAUAUCGCCUGAUGUCAUGUCCUUCUGUCUCGCAGGAAUAUUGUGGAAACACAACCACCCAGACGAAUGGCAACGAAUCCUCGAUUUGGCCGUCGACGAAACGCCAUACCACAGCGAAGACGACCUGAAGGCGUUCAUUCGUACAUACCUACAUUUACUCGCGAUUGCACCAUUGCCACUGCUCGACCGAAUAACAGUGGAGACUUUGUAUCUCUGGUCAACCCGCGAUUCUCAUAAUUCCUUCGGGAUCCGUUCGCUUGAAGAUGAUGGCAGCGAGUUCUUUGGUUAUGGAUGCUGGCCAUCGGCUAGUUACUUCAACCACAGCUGCUCUCCGAACAUCGAAAAGAAAAGGGUGGAAAGAGCAUGGGAGUUUCGAGCCGGUAGGGACAUCAAAGCAGGCGAUGAGCUGUGCAUCACAUAUCUGAGCGGGGAGGAAAGGAGACUGAGUCGCGAGAAUAGGAUGUUGACGCUAAAAAGAAAUUGGGGCUUCGACUGCCGGUGUGAGCGAUGCAAGGAACAGCAAUGA